UAUAUUGACAGAGCCUCUUAAGAAUCAAGGACAAUGAGCUACCCUCCUUACGGCGGUGGUGGAGGCUAUCCCCCACAAGGUGGUGGGUACCCUCCUGCUGGUGGUUACCCUCCCCAACAACAGCAGUAUCCCAUGGGGCAGCAGCCAUACCCAGGAGGAGGAGCAGGAGGGUAUCCACCAACCACAGGUUACCCGCAAGCGCCAGCACCUGGAAUGCCACAACCUUACCCUGGGGCAGGUGGUGGUGGUUAUCCGGCACCUCAACCAGGAUAUGGUGCUCCAUCAGUCACACAGCCUCCUGCUUACGGGGGAAUGCCGACACCAGAAUCAGCUCAGGCUGCUGCUGCUGCCUCUUCUGCACCUGGUUAUUCCAGUUAUGGUGCUCCUGCCCCUGCUCCAGGUGGUUACCCAUCAACUUACCCUAGCCAGCCACCAGUCCCUCCACCACAGUAUUCUUCUGGUCCCGGACAAAAUAUGCCCUACCCCAGCAAUCCAUCAAUGCCUCCCAGUGUUGCAGGGACUGCUUAUCAAACUCAGGCACCCUAUGGAAGCCAGCCUUAUGGAAAUGUACCUCCACCUGCCUCAUAUGCUCCACCUCCAGGGGGGCAUUCCCUCCCUCCACCGCAGGCUGCGCCACCCCGUACUUACAGCCCAGGUGGUCAGUACCCAGGUGCACAGUAUCCGGCCGCUGCUGGUACAGCACAAAUGACCUCACAGAUGGGGCACAUGUCACUCCAACAAAAGGAAGAAGGUACCAUCAAGCCAAAGCCCAAUUUCAAUGGACAGAAUGAGGCAGAAAUCCUCAGAAAGGCUAUGAAAGGGUUGGGUACGGAUGAAAAAGCUAUCAUACAUGUGGUAACAUCAUGCAGUAAUGCACAACGCCAGCAGAUAUUAUUGGACUACAAGACCAUGUUUGGAAGAGAUUUGGUGAAGGAUUUCAAGAGUGAAUUGGGUGGUAAGUUGGAGAAGAUUGUACUUGCACUGAUGGUACCAACCGCACUAUUUGAUGCAAAAGAAUUAAAGAGGGCUAUGAAGGGUAUUGGUACUGAUGAGGAAUGCUUGAUUGAAAUCAUGUGUACGCGAUCCAAUGCAGAAAUACAGGCUGCUAAAGUAGCCUACAAGAAAGAAUUUGGUAAAGAUUUAGAGCAUGAUUUGCGACAUGAUACAUCAGGUCAUUUCCAGAGACUAAUGAUCUCUAUGUCUGUUGGUGGACGUGAUGAAAACCCUAACGUAGAUCUCGCCAAAGCUCAAGCUGAUGCCAGGGCUUUGUAUGAUGCAGGUGAGAAAAAAUGGGGCACAGACGAAUCUCGUUUCAACGUCAUUCUGUGCUCGCGUAGCUUCCCACAGCUACGAGCCACGUUUGACGAGUAUGGUAAAAUAGCAAAGCGAGACAUUGAGAAGUCCAUUAAAAGUGAAAUGUCCGGUGAUCUUGAAAGGGGAAUGCUAACCAUUGUGAAAGUUGUUCGUAACAAAGCACUUUAUUUUGCUGAGCAGUUGUACAAAUCUAUGAAGGGUCUUGGAACUGAUGAUCCGACAUUGAUCCGUGUGAUGGUGUCUCGUUGUGAGAAAGAUAUGGUACAAAUAAAGAACGAGUUCAAGCGAACAUAUCAGCAAGGUCUCGGCAAAUACAUUUCCGGUGACACAUCUGGAGACUACAAGAAAAUACUUCUUGCAAUUUGUGGUGGUGAAAACUAAGCUACUCACCCCUAUUAUAUUGCUAUAAUGGUUUAACCAAGAUAUUUAUACUACUAAGACUACUUCAUUUUUUAAGCUCAAUGGGUGUGUAGGCAG
Messenger RNA from Saccoglossus kowalevskii, 1791 nucleotides. RefSeq names its product annexin A4-like. Lineage: Eukaryota; Metazoa; Hemichordata; Enteropneusta; Harrimaniidae. Gene Ontology annotation, cellular component: vesicle membrane; plasma membrane; cytoplasm. Gene Ontology annotation, molecular function: calcium-dependent phospholipid binding; phosphatidylserine binding; calcium ion binding. The record is from RefSeq and is a predicted model, not a curated record.